This is a messenger RNA of Cyprinodon variegatus (sheepshead minnow), 1528 nucleotides long. Its product is annotated as interferon-induced protein with tetratricopeptide repeats 1-like. Bases 1 to 993 code for a protein of 330 amino acids. Gene Ontology annotation, biological process: defense response to virus. Gene Ontology annotation, molecular function: protein binding. The transcript has a single exon. Gene Ontology annotation, cellular component: cytosol. NCBI's taxonomy places the organism in Eukaryota, Metazoa, Chordata, Actinopteri, Cyprinodontiformes, Cyprinodontidae. The record is from RefSeq and is a predicted model, not a curated record.
AUGGGUGAAGAUGAGAAGAGUCAGGAUUACCUGUCAAAGGUUGAAGCUCUGAUGAGAGAAUACCCAGCUCCACCUGAGGAAGAGCUCCACCCAGAGGUCUGUGCUGAGAAGGCCUGGACCCUGAUGAAGUUUGACAAACAGAAGAAGCUGCAGGCUGCAGAGCUCUUCCAGAGAGCUGUGAGGAUGCAGCCAGACAACGUGGAAUGGGAGACCAGCUGGGCCAUAUUAUCAGCAGGUCCCUUCAAAGCUUACAUGAAAGACAUGACUCCUGAUGUCUUGGAAAAAGUUAAAUCUGCCUCAGAAAGAGAUCCAGAAAACUUAUAUGUUGCUGCUCUUUAUCUGGAUGCACAAGGUGCAAAGGGAGAACAAAUUCAGGAUGAAGCAAAUGAUUUAGCUAUAAGAAUUCUUGAAAAGCCAAUGCACAACUACUGUGGGAUCAGCCUGCUAAUGAAGCUGUAUACAGAGUACAUAUCUGUAGACGAAGCCAUUGAAAUAGCCGAUGAGGUCUUGAAGAGACAUCCUGAUUCACGUUUUGUAAAGAGGUCUGCUGCAAAAUGCUACACAAAGAAAAUAUUUUCUCGGCGAUGCAAUCCUGAUCCCAGAAUAAUUGAUAAAGCAAUCCGUCUGUGGAAAGAAGUGAUUGAUGCUUAUCCUGAUUGUUCCCUGAAAGAAAAAAUAUCUCUUGCUGCCAUCUAUUCAAUGGUAGACAUAGAGAAAGCUGACCAGAUUUACACAGAGCUGCUGGACAGAGAAGAUCUGGAUCCAGCAGAAAAACAGAUGCUUUACAAAUAUUAUGCCGACUAUUUAUACUUCAAUAGGAAUGAUACAUAUAGGUCUAUUGAAUACCACAUGAUGGCAGUAGAGAUUCAAGAAGAAUCUGUUUAUAGACAGUUUAGCAUUAAUAAACUGAAGAAGACCUUAGAAAGAACCAGGGACCCUGAAAUACAGAGAAGGAUCACAGAGUUCCUGACAUCCCUGGGAAUAAAUCAGUGAAUAAACCUGAAACCGUCUGAAAUCCUAAUGAUGAUCAUAGAAAAUAAUAGUGAUGUUUUGUAACAGACAUGACUCUGAUCAUGAGUGAUACUGGCCACUGGCUACUAAUACAAAAAAAAAUGUAAACAGCGAAAAAUACAUCAAAAUAGCUAAGGAAGACACCGAAGUGCCAAAUGAAGUAUGUUAAUUCAGCUUUGAUGCAUUUUCCUUUAUCUGGUAAAAAGUUAUAUUAAUAUAGACACAGAAAAGGGAAAUGACAUGUGAACCCUAUAGUUUUUCCUUAAAUAAUAUGUUUCUUUAAACUCUCAGACCACUCAGCUCCUCUAGUUCAACCCUUCUCUGUGCACCCACAACUAGAACCAAACAUGGAGAAGCAGCAUUUAGUUCCUAAGCUCCACCUAUCUGGAAAAAAAACCCCAGAAGACUGUAAAAGUGCUAAAAGCCUGAGUUCUUUUAAGUUAAAGUUAAAAACCUAUUUGUUUAUUCAGGUAUCAUUAGAUUAAGUUUGUGGUCCAAGCUUUUUAUUUGUGUUACU